Molecule: messenger RNA, 1182 nt
Organism: Ficedula albicollis (Collared flycatcher)
Lineage: Eukaryota; Metazoa; Chordata; Aves; Passeriformes; Muscicapidae
Gene: PACRG
Product: PARK2 co-regulated
Exons: 6
Coding region: 122-865 (247 amino acids)
Cellular component (GO): neuron projection; vesicle; cytosol
Molecular function (GO): Hsp70 protein binding; Hsp90 protein binding
Source: RefSeq, a predicted model, not a curated record
GCCUCACAUUUCCCCAGCACACCGCUAAUGACUUUCUCGUUAAUUGCUGUCCGCCGCCCCGGUGUACGGUGCACCGGGGUCCGUAAUUUGAAUCUGGUCCGUCGCGGGCGCCUGUGGGGAGAUGGUAAUGGAGGAGGAGAGCCCGGGCCCCUCAAAGCCUGCAGGUGACAGGUGCCCCCGGCAGCGGGAGAAGAAGGACAAGCAGCAGGCCUGCGAGGGAUUCAGUAUUAGAGCCAUGAUGAAAAACAGCGUGGUAAGAGGGCCCCCACCUGCAGGAUCGGUGAAACAAAGACCAGCAAAACGCUCAGCUUUUCGCAAGUUUUAUGACAGAGGAGACUUUCCAAUUGCUGUUCAGCAUGAGUGUGGAGGAAACAAAAUUGCCUGGAAGGUAGAGAUUGAGAAUCUGGACUAUCAUUACUUUCUGCCUUUAUUCUUUGAUGGGCUUUGUGAAACAGAAUUUCCAUAUGAGUUUUUUGCUCGUCAAGGAUGCCAUGAUAUGCUGGAGCAUGGUGGAAACAAGAUUCUUCCUGUUGUUCCUCAGCUCAUUAUCCCAAUAAAAAAUGCACUGAACCUUCGUAACCGACAGAUCCUCUGCACCACACUGAAAAUCAUCCAGCACCUGGUGGUGUCAGCUGAAAUGGUGGGGGAGGCCUUGGUGCCCUAUUAUCGGCAAAUUCUCCCAGUCCUAAGCAUCUUUAAGCACAUGAAUGUUAAUUUAGGUGAUGGGAUAGAAUACAGCCAGCAGAAGCGUGAAAAUAUUGGAGUUCUCAUUCAAGAGACACUGCAACUCUUUGAACGCUACGGUGGAAAAAAUGCUUAUAUAAACAUUAACUACAUGAUCCCCACUUAUGAGUCGUGCAUGUAAACUGAAUUAUAUUAAAUGAGAUGAUUCCAUCUGUGCUCUAAAAAAACUGUAUCUGACUCUGUAUGGCAUCUUGUUAGUCAUGCUUUAUCUUCUCUACAGCUGCUAAAGUAGUGGCUUCUGGGGCAUUGGAGUGUUAGCACUAUUGUGAACAAGGCUUUCCAAUACAUAAAUAGUGUCUGUUCCUUUGAUUACAAUGGUGUACUGUGCCUGUUUGUUCCCUGAAAGAAUCACUCCUUUAUAACAGAGCUGACUCGAACAGGAAUCUGAGUUAAACCUUCACUUGUGUAGACAAUAAAACUAUAAUUUUCAUACGCGAU